AUGACAUGAUACAGAUUUUAGAGAGAGAAACAAUGUGUGUUCUUUUCUCUUUGCCAUCUGUUACGGCGUCGUAGCAUUGUUGGGUGCUCAGAGAUGUUGACGAGCUUCUGCAAUUUCCAGGAACCCUAAUUCUGGAUUCUUAAUCCUUUACCUUGUGAUUUUAUAUGUGUUAACUGGGGUUUGUAGUAAUGAAGUUCAUCAACCAUUAAUUUAUGGCUGAAGAAAUGCCUUACUUUUUCAUAAAUUGGUUUACAAUAUGGCAGAGUUGGCUUUUUAUAAUGGUGGCAAAUAUAUACCAGCAAUAGAAGUUGGAAAGUGAAACUGCACUAGACAGAAGCGAUGUCAAGCAGCAAAGAAAUAGAGGAUUUAUGUUAUGAUAACUUUGAAGGAUCUAAUGAAGAAAGACAGAUUUUUACAGAGGUCUUUUCUGGUAAUGACAUUUUUCAGUGUAGUCAGAGGUGUCUUGUUUCUGGAGUUAUCAAUUUUGAACAUGAAUCCACUAAGAACACAUUUAAAUCAUUCUGCUCUAGUAAUGAAAACUCAGUUGUAUUGCGUCCCUCAUCUUCAAGACUUACACAACCUGAGGAGGACUUUAAUGUAAUUCAGCAUCCCAAAGAGACUGCUCCAGGGUUUAUGCCAGAGAGUUUCAUUUGUGAGGACCAGAAUGAUGAGGAUGUGAAUGUCAAGCGUAUGAAAUUUUCUCUGCAUGAACUUCCUUGUAGUAGAUCUGAUUCAGAAAGUUUUUUGGGUUCAUCAGGACUUUCAAAAGUAGUAGUUUCUAACCUAUCUUCUGCUGUUACUGACCGUGAUAGUGAACCACUUGCAUUUCGCUUAGUCGAAUCAUCUAAACAAGGUGUGAUAUCUAGUUGCUAUCUGUUGAAGCAUAACAUUUUACAGAAUAAAAAAGCUGCUAAGGAGGAUGUAGAUGUUGCAAAUUGUAAAUCAACAACAGCAGAUGAGAAUGUUGGUAAAGAGAUCUCUGUAAGUAAAGCGGUUUCUUCUCCUGUUUCCCAGGAGAGCUUUGCAAACAGGCUUGUAGUUACAAGUCCAUCAAUCACUGUUCUGAAGAAGUCUGGGUCUCCUCUAAAUCCCGAGGAAAUACCGGAAGGGUUUCUAUCUUCUAAUAUGGAUAUCUCAAAUUCAUCCUCAAAACUAGACAAAAAGGAUCCUCGUACUUUACUUCAGUUUCAUAUUGUGCAGUUGCUUAGGAUGGCAGGAUGGUCUAUUGAGAAGCGUCAACGGCCUUGUAGGCGUUACAUGGAGUCGGUUUAUAGGACACCAGAGGGAAAGCCUGUUCGGGAAUUUACAAAAGCUUGGAGAUUAUGUGGUCAGCUUUUGUCUGUCGAGAAAUGCAAUUUAAUCUAUGGAGAUUGUAAGGAAUGGACUGAUAUUAGUCAAUUCUGGUCUGAUCUAUCCAGUGCACUGAUAAAUGUUGAAAACAUAAAGACGCAGUCAGCGUCUGCUGCUAUGUUGGCUUAUCAAUGGUGGCUUUUGGAUCCUUUUGUAAUUGUUAUAUUUUUUGAUAGAAAGAUUGGUGCCCUGAAAAAGGGAGAGGCAGUGAAAGCAACUUGGAGUUUAGUUUCUAGUAAGUAUAAGAUGGCAUAUGCUCCCGUUGAUUCAGCUUGGGAGGAUACUUCCGCUGCUCAUAUUGAGCAAAAACAUGACCAAGCCUUUCUCUGUGAUUCUUCUAGAGUCGCUGGAACCACACUAACUGCUUCUAUGGUUAACAACCAUGCCUGUAAUCAGGAAUCUGAUGACAACCAGGAAGAUAAACAUGUUGAAGAACAUAAUCCCAACAGCAUAGGAAAUCAAUGUAGGAAAAUGUCAAUGAACAAAAGUAGUAUGGAUCUAGUCCCUUUACCUGGUUAUGGAUUGGAUAGCGCUGGUACCCUGUCAAGUGCUUCCUCUUUUAAUAUUCUUACAACCUCUGGAAAUUUGAACCAGAUACCUGGAGGUUCUAAAGUGAAUGCUGUUCAUCAAGCUAAAAUUAGAAGUUCCAAAAGCUUUGAUAAACAGAUUUCAGAAAAUUAUCUGGAAGCAGAUAAAAGAAUCCAUGGAGAUGUGGCAAUGGACAUGCCCAAGGAAAAUAAUACAUAUGGUGUAAGCCAUGGCCUGGUUCGUUCUCAUGACUCAGAGGCUAUUCAACAGUCUGAAUGUAGUGAGGAAGAGGGCAGGAAAAUCUCAAUAGCUUCUGUAUUUGGGAAAGAUAACACAUAUUCUACUACUAAUGUUUUUCUUAAAAAGAAAAUGCGGAGGAAGUGCAAAAGGGUAUCUGAAAUCAAACUGAGUAUGUUAUACCAUAAUGACAUGCUGAGCUCAACUGUUACUGACCAGGUGCAGUCUCUGAAUGGUGAUGCAUGUGGCAGUCAGUUAGGGUUGAAAGAGGUCCAGGAUUAUCUAGUUGAGAAUUCAGGAAAUAAAAGAAAUCCCAGGAAGUUGUCAUCUGUCAGUGCAAUCCAGCAACAUAUUAGGAAAACAAACUUCUCCAUAACUGGAACAAAUAAGUCCAACGGAUGCCAGAUUAAAGAUGAUGAUCUAUUGGUGUCGGCUAUAUUCAGGAACAAGGACUUCAGCCCAAAGACAAUCCGUGGUAAAUCUAAAGCUAAAUCCUGGAAAUCAAGGGGCCGUAGGAAGCUCAAAAGCCAAAGGGGCCGUUGCAGGUUGCUACCAAGGAACCCUUGUAAUGGAGGGAAACACAAUAAAGAUGGCAAGAGGUAUUUGGGGACAAGGACAGUCUUGUCCUGGUUGAUUGAGAAUGGGGUCAUAUCUUCAAAUGAUGUGAUUCAAUACCGAAACCCUAAAGAUAAUUCUGUCCUUAAGGAUGGUAGGAUCACUAUAGAUGGUAUUAUUUGUAAGUGUUGUGGUAAGGUGCUUACAUUAUCAGAGUUCAAGUUUCAUGCUGGGUUUACACUGAAUCGCCCUUGCUUGAAUCUUUUCAUGGAGUCUGGUGAGCCCUUUACACUGUGCCUUCUUCAAGCUUGGUCAGCUGAAUACAAAGCCAGGAAAAGUCAGAAUCAGGCUGUGCGUGUCGAUGAUAAUGAUAGAAAUGAUGACUCCUGCGGAUUGUGUGGUGAGGGGGGUGAGCUGAUAUGUUGUGAUAGCUGUCCGUCUACUUUUCACCUGGCUUGUUUGUCCACUCAGGAAAUCCCUGAUGGCAAUUGGUACUGCACAAACUGCACGUGUCGGAUAUGUGGAGAUUUGGUCACCGAUAAAGAGGCUUCAGAUGCGUAUAAUUCAUUACAAUGUUCACAGUGUGAACAUAAAUAUCAUGUGAAAUGCCUGAGAGAGAGAGAUAAACAAGAAGUGGUAGUUUCAGACGCUUGGUUUUGCAGUCAGAGUUGUCAGGAGGUAUACUCUGGUCUCCAAUCUCAGAUGGGGUUAGUUAAUCAAGUUGCUGAUGGCUUCUCAUGGAUGCUUCUUAGAUGCAUCCACGAUGACCAAAAGGUUCAUUCUGCCCAGUGGUUUGCCCUAAAGGCAGUAUGCAAUACCAAAUUAGCCGUUGCCCUUACCAUCAUGGAGGAGUGUUUUUUGUCUAUGUUGGAUCCAAGAACAGGCAUACACAUGUUACCCCAAGUUAUAUACAACUGGGGGUCUGAUUUUGCUCGUCUAAAUUUUCAAGGGUUUUACACUCUUGUAUUGGAGAAACAGGAUGUGUUGAUAUCUGUAGCAUCUAUCAGGGUGCAUGGAACUACAGUUGCAGAGAUGCCUCUAAUUGCAACUUGCAGUCGGUAUCGUCGUCAGGGAAUGUGCCGACUCCUUGUGAGUGCAAUUCAAGAGAUGUUAAUGUCUAUCAAGGUAGAAAAGCUUGUGGUAGCAGCCAUUCCAGAUGUGGUGGAGACAUGGACUAAGGGCUUUGGAUUCAUUCCUGUAGAUGACAUUGAAAAGCAAAGAUUGAACAAAAUCAACUUGAUGGUUUUUCCUGGGACGGUGUUACUUGAAAAAUCCUUGUACGGGAAGGACAACAUUGAAGGUCUGCGUGAUCAAUCAACUUUAGCAACAGAUGAAUCAAUCAAAGUAGGUGUCUGUUAUGAAGGAAUAGCUAUGGCUGAAUCGUUGCCACAAGAUGUUGGAAACAUAACUACCAACAAAGUUGAUGCUAAGUCAGAACAUGUACUUGUGGAGGGAAAAAAUCACCCAGACUAUAGGGCUGGCUGUGAAGCCAACAGAGAUGAUAAUACUCAAGCUGUUGACACUGCAUUAGGAGCCAAAGAAUCAACAGAAAUAAGUAACCAUUUUAGAGAAGAGAAGAUCAUCCAGUUGAAGGUUCCAGGUGGCUCAGAGAAAUCUAUUGAAGGAAACAAUAUGCAGGAAUUGAGAACGAGCAACAAAAUGCAAAUGGCAAGUGAGUCAGUACAGCAAUCUAGUGAAAACUGUUGUGCUAACAAAGAUGGUACUGAAUCAGGUGUAAGAAUUAUGGAGGACAUGAAUAUCAAAAUAGGUGAAGUUCAGGAAAAUGCUUUGCAGGGCCAUAUUUCAAAUUUGUCCUGCAAAACAUUUUUAGGCAGCAAUUUUGAUACGGAUUCCAAUGUUGAAUGCUCAGUGAUGUAUGAUGAAACAGCUUUUUUUGGAACAUUUGCAAAGUCUGCAAGCUGAAUGGGAAGUUGAAAAAAAGUAGAUG
Messenger RNA from Gastrolobium bilobum, 4618 nucleotides. RefSeq names its product increased DNA methylation 1. The coding region runs from base 340 to 4593 and encodes 1417 amino acids. Gene Ontology annotation, molecular function: acyltransferase activity, transferring groups other than amino-acyl groups. The record is from RefSeq and is a predicted model, not a curated record. NCBI's taxonomy places the organism in Eukaryota, Viridiplantae, Streptophyta, Magnoliopsida, Fabales, Fabaceae. The transcript has 9 exons.